AUGGACGUCAGACAGCCUGCCGAAUAUCCCGGCGACUCCCGUCGGCCUGAGAACGAGGUCAAUCCCAAUGAUGGAGAUCUUGCCCGGAUGUUCGAAGGAAUGCCAAUCAACAAGAAGCAAUUCGUCACUGAAGCCCCAACGGAGCCAUUUAAGCUUACUUACAUCGACGUCACGUGCCUAGUAAUAAACAGAAUGAUAGGGACCGGAAUCUUCGAUAGCCCCAAGGCGGUGAUGAUGGGAGUCGGCAGUCCGGGCAUUGCAAUCCUCUUCUGGCUCUGCGGCUGUGUCUAUGCUCUCGCCGGAGCUCAAGUCUACGUCGAGUAUGGGCUGAACGUACCGCGGUAUGUAAUCGACGGUGUCGAGCAAUCUGUCCCACGAUCGGGAGGCGACCUCCAUUAUCUCCAAUACGUUUUCCCAUGGCCGCGGUAUAAGAAAGGCAUAGUGAUGCUCAGCGGUGUCUUAUAUGGCAUCAGCUUCAUCUGUAUCGGAAACAUGGCCGGUAAUUGCAUCAAUUGCGCGUUUCGCCUCGUCGAGGCUGCGAACCCCGGAAAGAAGCCUAGCGAUCUGAACGAGGGAACCAUCCGUGGUAUCGCUAUCGUCAUUGCGAUAUUUCCAUGCUUGAUCCACGCCUUCUCUCGCCGGGGUGGCAUCUUGCUCAACAACUUACUUGCCUUCAUCAAGGUCUUGAUGCUGAUCUUCAUGAUCAUUGCCACCUGGGCCGUUGCUGGUGGGCCGAAGGGGGUGGAAGGGAUCCCCGACGUGCCAGAAGACCUAACCCAUGAACCAGAGCCCUACGAUGAGGGUAACGCCCAUGCACAGGCCUUCCUAUCUAUCAUCUUUGCCUUUUCUGGUUUUAACCAGCCAAACUAUGUUCUAGGAGAAAUCAAGCACCCGCGGAGGACUUAUCCUCGAUCCAUGUGGUGGGGUGUCAGCCUUGUGUCGAUAUUAUAUAUGGCCGUCAACAUCUGCUAUGUAAGCUUUGCACCGGCUGUCUCUAAGUUAUGCAUGGCAUCCUUGAUUGACCCAUAUCCAUUACAGAUGAUAGUCGUCCCAAAAGAAGACCAACAGAAAAGAAACGUGGCACAGGCCUUUUUCUACACCGUCUUCGACGCUACUACCCAACAAGAACAGUACACAAUCAAGCGUGCUGUUAACGCAUUCCUAGCUAUCUCAGCGUUCGGCAACAUUGUUGUCAUGACAUACACGGCAGCACGUAUGAAGCAAGAAAUUGCGAAGCAGGGUUUCCUACCUUUUACAAGCUUCUUUGCCAAGAACAGAGACGUCAGUCUGGGCAAGUUCCUUAUGUGGCUUGAAAGAGGAGAACGAAAAUCAACAAACCAGCCUGUGGGGAACGGGCAGGGGUAUGACCCACGGAAGGUCGCUGGUAAUCGUAAAAAAGGCUCCCGUUUCUUCAUGUUUCUCAACCCUUCCAACCACCGAGAGAAGACGCCUGUCGGUGCUCUCGUCCUCCAUUUUGCUAGCUGUAUCGUGCUUAUCCUGGCCACGUACAACAGCUCAGCGGAGAAUGCCUACGCAGUCCUUUCCAGACUUGUCGCUUAUUUGACAUCAGCAUGGUUUGGAUUCUUCCUUUCCCUCGGCAUAUUGAUUCUACGGUUCCGUGGGCCCCCAACAACACAGCCUACCCUGACACGUCAACACCGUGAAGUCCUGAAUCAGGGGACCUUCCAAAGGAGCUGGGCUUGGAUGACUCGGGGGUCAGUGAAUUCCAAGUUGAGUAUCCUUUGCGGCGGCCUCUAUCUCGUUGGGAAUCUAUACCCAAUCAUCACGGGUUGGGUCCCAUAUAAUCUGGAAUCCCCGGCCUGGUGGGUGGUGCCGGUCAUUUCGUGGUGCGUAUUGAGUUUCGCGGCCCUUUGGUUUCUGGGUUUUAUCGGUGUGGCCAAAUACAAGUGUCACACCGGCCGAAGCAAGUUCAUCUACUUGUGUGAGCCUGAAUUUGGUUUGGCUGAGAGCUCUGAAUAUCGGAAAAGGUCUGGUGGUUGUAGUGACUUGCCUAGUAGUGAGUGUGGUGGGAGGGGCCAUCAUGGCGGGCUUGUUCUUUUGCACGAAACCAUCUACACAGGGUGGGAAGGCAUUGAGACGGAGCAAAUGUUCAGCCACGGGGCCGAUAUAACUGAUGACAUCUUACACCCAGCCCAGUCGAUGCCGGUACACGGUGGUGAGAAACGGCGGUCAGUUGAUCCAGCAGUCAGUUUGUAUGAGGACACGGAUUUUCCAGAAUUCGCGCAGCAAGAAACUCCAGUUCACGAACCAGAACUGGUGUCUAACACGCUAUCUACCCCAGUGCAGAAUGAUCAAAAUGGAGCGGGACGAGGUCUACCGUAA
Molecule: messenger RNA, 2343 nt
Organism: Fusarium venenatum
Lineage: Eukaryota; Fungi; Ascomycota; Sordariomycetes; Hypocreales; Nectriaceae
Source: RefSeq, a predicted model, not a curated record